Molecule: messenger RNA, 870 nt
Organism: Coniosporium apollinis CBS 100218
Lineage: Eukaryota; Fungi; Ascomycota; Dothideomycetes
Exons: 1
Coding region: 1-870 (289 amino acids)
Molecular function (GO): nucleic acid binding
Source: RefSeq, a predicted model, not a curated record
AUGACGCGUCCAAAUAAAUUCAAAACGCCGAAACUAGCCGCCCGCCAUACAACCACUAGAUCCCCAAAAGCGAGCAAGAUCCUGCCCACUAAGCCUCUCAUAUCAGACGACACGCAAGCCGAGACGCCUCCCCGUGGUACCAAGCGAAAACGGACCGCCAGGCAGGAGACAGAUGACGAGCAGGCGCCUCAGUUCGCCCCAGCAAAGGCUCCCUCGGCAAUCAAGGCCGCAACAGCGCCAGCACAACCAGCAGCGGAUUCCCUCUCAGUCUCCCUCCCUGCGACUACCACCGCGCCGCCAUCUUCCUCGCUCUUCCCCUCCGAGAUUGAAGCGCUGAAAGUCAAAUAUACACUCCACACGCACCCGAUCACCUCGUCCUCUAAGAUGCACACAAAAGUCGUGUCAGUACUCUCGCAGCUCACGAACGAGGCGUCCGCUGCAGUAGAUCACACAGACGCGCCGAAGAAGGCUGAACGUACCACAAUAGUAGCAUUGAGCGCCAGAUCUAAGGCAGCAACGAAGCUGGUCAGCGUGGUCGAAGUUGUGAAGCGGGAGCUGGAUGGUAGGGGGUUGGGGUGGUGGCAGUACAGCGGGGUGCAUGGCAUCUUGGAUGAGAUGGGGGAAAAGGAUGGGGGCAGCGCAGAUAGCGCGGGCUUGAGGGGUAAGAAGAGGACUCAUGGGAGUGAGGGUGAAAGCGAAGGUGAGGAAGACGGUGAGGAGGAGGUUUUUGAGAAGAUGAGAGUUCCUGGAGAGGAGGAGAGGCAGAAGGUGCGGCAGAUACCGGUCAUCACGAUAUACAUGAGCCGGAUGCCGGUUCCGGAGCUGAGGAGAAGGUUCGGGGAGCAGGCCUCGACGGCUGCGAGCAGUUGA